CGAAAGUUCAAAGAGCAUGAGGACGGAUGGCAUAAGCUCGAGCGCUACAACAAAAAUGGUUUGGUCUUGUUUGGCGCUGCUGCAACUUUGCAUUUUCUCCGUGGUCGUCUUAGGCAUUAGAUAGGCAUACCCAAAUGACGGGUGCAUUCCUGGCUGCCUUGCGACGGCGGGUGGCUACUGGAACGCCUCAGUCGGUUCAGCGAACUGUUGCAGCUAGGACCAUCCAUUUCUCUCCAACAUGCCAACAGCGCAAGAAAGGUGACGGUCUCCUCUCCGCGGACACCAACCCUCCGGGGUCGUCCUCAGUGACAGUUCCCAGCCAUCCCGAUGGCGUGAAACUGCGCGAACGGCAGUUUAAUGACCUUGUCCAAUUCGUGACAACUCGUACUGGCCGAAAACGGGUCAAUACUAAAGGCCAAGUUCGCCAAUCUGCAUGGUUGCGUCUUUUUCAACUGGCAUCGAGACCGGAACACCUUGAGCUCGUGUCAGAUAUAUUUCCAAGAUGGAGAGAUACUGGAAAGUCGUUCAGACCUGUUCAUGCCGAGAUGUUUGCUCGUCGGUGUGAAGAACUCAAAUGUCCUCUUCUUGCCCUCAAGGUGUUUGGGGACCAUACCAAGUAUGGUUUCGGUCUGAACUCCCUUCCUGCCGGGCGGCAGCUUAUUCACUCGCUGUAUGGCAAAUACCCCUUGGAAAAGACCAUGACAGCCGCAUCCCUAUUUGGUGUAUAUGGUUUACCGGCCGUGGGGAAUGACUUCGCUUCCUGCGCAAUGCUUUAUGCCGCUUGUAUACGAAGUAAAGACCCACAUGCUCAAGUGGUAGCCGAACGCCUCAGGCGUCAGCUCAUGAAACAGAUCGUCCAGACAGAGGAGGUCAAGGAACCUCAGAACAAACUCCUCCGUGCCCAACAUCAUGUAAAACCAACUUUAUGGCUAGCUCGGGCUAUCAGACAAAUCAAGACGGCACACAGAGAACAGGGCUUCCCUCCAGCGUCGUUUUUGGGAAUGUGGAAUGCUGACAAGAAGCCUCGGAAACCACGGGCUCACCAAACUGCCUCUGCAGAGGUAUCCGAGGCUCGCUCAUCUGAUGGAGUUGCAGCGAAAUUCGUAGAAUCUUUCUCGUAACAGCUUAAAUUACCAUGUCGCUAUCAGCAUCUUCGAGAGUCCACAGUAUCGAUCUCACAUUCAUUGAAAUAAC
This is a messenger RNA of Pisolithus orientalis, 1194 nucleotides long. RefSeq lists its product as uncharacterized. The coding region runs from base 135 to 1121 and encodes 328 amino acids. NCBI's taxonomy places the organism in Eukaryota, Fungi, Basidiomycota, Agaricomycetes, Boletales, Pisolithaceae. The transcript is spliced from 3 exons. The record is from RefSeq and is a predicted model, not a curated record.